CGCGCGGAAGAGGUACGUACAGAGGGGGGAAAGAAACGUCACUGAGGGAAGCUGAACACACUGGGCGAUGUUUAAUUCGCACAAUUAUUUAUUCACCCCUGUUCCCGUUUGUGACCGCGGAGCCGUCGCAGCUCGAAGUGCGACUUCCUCUUCGUGCUCGCUCGGAGGGUGUCGUCACCCUCACCGCCCGCAGGGGAGCGCUGACUCUGUCACACCGCCGCUCAACUUCCCGUCAAGACGCGGCGCGGGCGAGAAGAGCUGCUGCUGAGAGAAAAAGGGGAACGACAGCAGGGCUUGUCAAGAGGAGAGGACGUGCUAGGGUCCUCGGGGCGUCUGGCCGCAGAAAGGGUGCUAUUGUCCUCCUGCCGAUGGCGAGCAGACGCGGAUCUGCUAAUUAGCCUGCGUUGGUCCCUGCAGAGAGGGAGAGCGGAGCCGGGCUGCUAGCUGCAGCGACAGGGCUUUUAAGGGGGCCGUUGUGCACAUCUCAUCCGCAACCUGGACGUUUCUUCCCGUCGACCGGUUUCACUCCUAAUGAUGGGGUCCUUCAGCGGAUAGCACCCUCCAACCCUCCCGUCUAACCCCACCGUCGCGCCCUGGCUCGGAUUCGCCCCUCGGGCGCUGUCCUCGCAGGGGGGUAACGGGUUCACCACUGCCCGGUAAAGCCAACUUGCAGGCGGCGGGUUGGUGUUCGUGAUCCUCGGCCGCCCUGCCUCGUCUCCGUGCCCCUCCGUCCCGAACCGAGCCGGAAGAUGGCAGGGAACCUGAAGAAAGGUGGGGGGAUCAUCGGAAUGAUGAAGGAUGCCUUCCAGCCACACCAUCACCACCUCCACUCCCAUCACCAGCCCGGGGCCGUGGACAAGAAAACCGUGGAGAAGUGCUGGAAGCUGAUGGACAAGGUGGUACGGCUGUGCCAAAACCCCAAACUGGCUCUGAAGAACAGCCCCCCUUACAUCCUCGACCUGCUGCCAGACACGUACCAGCACCUGCGCACCAUCCUGUCUCGCUAUGAGGGCAAAAUGGAGACUCUGGGAGACAACGAGUACUUCCGGGUCUUCAUGGAGAACCUGACCAAGAAGACCAAGCAGACCAUCAGCUUGUUCAAGGAAGGCAAGGAGCGCAUGUAUGAGGAGAAUUCGCAACCCAGACGAAACCUCACCAAGCUGUCGUUGAUCUUCAGUCACAUGCUGGCUGAGCUGAAAGCCAUUUUCCCCAAUGGCCUGUUUCAAGGUGACAACUUCCGCAUAACCAAAGCUGAUGCUGCAGAGUUCUGGAGGCGCGCCUUUGGGGACAAAACCAUUGUGCCUUGGAAGGUGUUCCGACAGUCUCUCCAUGAGUUUCAUAACAUCAGCUCUGGUCUGGAGGCCAUGGCUCUCAAAUCCACCAUAGAUCUUACCUGCAACGAUUAUAUCUCAGUGUUUGAGUUCGACAUCUUCACUCGGCUAUUCCAGCCUUGGUCAUCCCUGCUGCGAAACUGGAACAGCUUGGCUGUUACUCACCCAGGGUACAUGGCCUUCCUCACAUAUGAUGAGGUCAAAGCUCGGCUGCAGAAAUUCAUCCACAAGCCUGGCAGUUACAUCUUCCGACUGAGUUGCACUCGACUGGGCCAGUGGGCCAUCGGUUACGUGACAGCCGAUGGGAAUAUUCUCCAAACCAUUCCCCACAAUAAGCCCCUCUUCCAGGCCCUCAUUGAUGGUUUCAGAGAAGGCUUCUAUUUAUUCCCAGAUGGCCGGACUCAGAACCCCGACCUGACGGGUCUGUGUGAGCCUUCACCUCAAGACCACAUUAAAGUCACACAGGAGCAAUAUGAGCUGUACUGUGAGAUGGGCUCCACUUUCCAGCUCUGUAAAAUCUGUGCGGAGAAUGACAAAGAUGUGAAGAUCGAGCCUUGUGGUCAUCUCAUGUGCACUUCCUGUCUCACCUCCUGGCAGGAGUCGGAGGGUCAGGGAACGGGAUGCCCCUUCUGUCGGUGUGAGAUUAAAGGUACAGAGCCGAUUGUCGUAGAUCCUUUUGACCCCAAGGACAACAGCGGGGGCUCAAGUCGGGCCGCCAUGGGAGCCGGGGGAGCUCCAUCGCCAAGCUAUGACGACGACGACGAUGACAGACUUGAAGACCCCCACCUGGUAAUGAGCAAACUUGCUGGCACAAAGGUGGAACGCCCCCCAUCACCCAUGUCCAUGCCCCCUCAGUCAUCUCUUCCCCCAGUGCCUCCCAGACUGGACUUGUUACCACACAGACCUCCAAACCCUCCUGGUGCCUCUAGUCCCGGGGCCACCAGUAAGGCGGCAUCACAUCACAAAGACAAGCCUCUUCCACUUCCCCCUGCACUGCGGGAUCUCCCUCCGCCCCCUCCUCCAGACAGACCUCACACAGCCGGGGCGGCUCCAGAAGCUCGGCAUCCGAGGCGGCCCCUACCCUGCACACCAGGGGAGCCCCUUCGAGAUAAGCUCCCUCCCACUCCCCCGAACCGUCCUUUGGCUGACUGGAACUCCAGACCUGUUCCCAAAGCUCCAACCCCCUCUUCUUCAUCAUCUUCACCAUCCUCCUCAUCCACCCACGUGCCCAGCCUGGGGUGCGACCUCAGAGCAGGUGUCAGAGAGCUCUCCAACAGACACUCCCUCCCCUUGGCGCUGCCCUCUGCGCUGGACAACCGCGUGGACUCUCAGAAGAACAACAGCUCCCUCAGUCUGGACCACCAGCUGAGUUUUGCUCCAAUAGUUUCUCAAGAUUAUGACAACCCCAAAGUGAAACCAUCAGUCUCGGCCAAUGCCAUCUACGCACUGGCAAACAGACCGUCUCUAGGUUUGAGGCAAGUGCCUGGAGAAGAGGGGUGUGAGAGCGAGGAAGACUCUGAGUACAUGAUCCCUUCAUCUCGCCCCAUUGCUGUCCCAUCAGUACCAGACACCCUGCAAGUCCAAAGGCCCCCACAGCCUCAACCGCUAACUGCUCUGCAGGCACAGCCUCAAGCCCCUGCAGUCAACUCGCGGCUCACACAAGGUGCAGAAGAUGGGCUGAUAUCGCAUGAACCCAUGUACGGCGCCCAGCCGAGGUCACAACAAGCAAGAGAUUCAGAUUACUCAGAGCUGCCUCCCCUGUCGGUCACUAACGAGCCCAGAGACCUUGCAGCAGAGGACAGAGAGGAAGAGGAAAACGGCUACGACUUCCCAAAGCCUCGGCUACCGCAGCCCCCUGCUCGGCGGACCUUUUCAGAAAUGGGGGGGUCUCUGUCAUCAUCUUCAUCCUCCUCAUCGUCAUGCUCGUCCUCUGUCGCACCCUUUAGCCGCCUUUCCCUAGAUUCAGAUUUUGGAGCUGCAGCAUCUGCUUUAGAGCCAGCCGAAGCACCGGAGAGACCUCCAAAGCCGCUGCCCAGACGGAUCAACUCGGAGCGCCGCCACAGCCCCGUCCCGCCUGUGCCCGCUCUGCCCAGCGGCGGCGCCGCGGGCGGGGAGGCCAACCCCCUGAUCAGCAGCGAGAUCGAGCACCUCAUGAGUCAGGGGUACUCCUACCAGGACAUCCAGAAAGCUCUGAUGAUUGCACAGAACAAUAUAGAAAUGGCCAAGAACAUCCUGCGUGAGUUCGUCUCUGUUCCCUCCACUGCCCACAUUUUCACAUAGCAGAUCGUGGCGCCCACGAAUCGCGGUUGGCUCUCUUCGCCCUAGCUUGGCUCAGCCUGGUUUGGUUUUGGUCGGUGCAGACCGACCAGAAAAGCCUACUGCCUCCAGGACCACGUAAAGUCCUGCCUGACGCCCCCCGCCCCUCUCCACCGAACCCGCCUGUGGUUUCUGACCUGGCUGUUACUCAGCAAGCUUACAGUAUCUGCAGGAAUCUGCGGCGGGCACGCCAUGCGCUUUCAAAAGUCUCAUGCUCUUUUUUUUUUUUUUCUUCUUCUUCGAGUGUUUGGUUUCAGGAGCAUCUCCUCGGGACCGCCCAAACGCAGUGGCCCGAGACUUUCAUAGGAAUCUGCCGAAGACAAACUCUCAUCUUUCAUGUUGAAGUCUCUCGCUGAAAAUAUAAUCAACACCUCACAAGGAAAACUAAAAGUGUAUGUCUAUAUGAGAAUUUAAUAUAUAAGUAAGUAUAUAUUAAAUGUGUGUAAUAUAUACAGUACGUGCAUAAAUAAUAUGUGAAAAUGGUUCAGUUUGGAGGGUUGCUCUUGGUACCACUGCAGGGUUAGCGGGGGUGGGGGGACAGGAGUCGGAUUACGGGAAGACAGGAAGGAAGAGGAAGUCGAAUCGGGCGUCUUCCUCACCAGGAUGCGUUAGUCAGCAGAACCUUGGAAAACGUGCAGCAGAGCUUUUCAUCUUGACUUCAGUCGGAUACGGCCUUUAAUUAACAUUGCUUUGGUACUUUUUUUUUUUUUUUUUGAAACAAAAAAAAGCAAGCGUUUUGUUUGUAGCAUGAUGAUGGUUUCAGGUCUGGACAUGUUGCUGGCUGCUUGUGUGUUUUGUGUACGUGAGCAUGGUUGCCUGUGUGUGUGUGUGUGUGUGUGUGUGUGUGUGUGUGUGUGUGUGUGUGUGUGUGUGUGUGUGUGUGUGUGUGUGUGUGUGUGUGUGUGUGUGUGUGUGUGUGUUUGCCAGACUUUUUACUCCACUCGUCCUGCUCUCGGAUGAACCCCCUCCCUCUCCUGUCCGUCUCAACAUGAAUGUGUACUCCAGUCCGCGUACUUGGACUCGCGCUCUGUUAAUGUACUACUGCUCUAAGUUAUAAGGCGGGGCCUGGCGUAGCUGCAGAGGUGCGUCCUGCAGCUAGCAGACCAGGCUAGUUGUUGUGUGAUCUGUGGUGGCUCACAUGUUUUCUUUCUGUUGUAUGAACUCACUGGCUGGUCCGGGUUUCUGUCUCCAGCUGAGUCCAGUGUUACAAGACAAAAACGAAAAGAAAAAAAAACGUAUUGACUUACUUUGAUAAUAUAUUGUUGUUAUACGAUCAUAAAUAUUGUUGGUAUAAUUAAUUCAGAAGUGUUUCACUGCUGCUAUUAUUGUUAGUGCUAAACAAUUAAAGCCUUAAAUGUACAUUUGUGAAUACUCUGUUUAACCGUCAUCUUGUUUCUUUAAAGUGACAGUAUCAUUUGUCUUUCCUGUUCAUAAUGUAGCAUACUUGAAGAGUAUACGCAGCUCGUGAGCCCGCAGCCCUCUCAAGCUGUCGACCUGUUUUGUAUUUUUAACCUUUGGUUCUGUUCUUUCUUUAGUGUAUAUACAAGGUUCCUACACAAUUUUUGAAAAGUUUGAAAUUUGAUUUUUACAUUUAAAGUUUGAGAUAUAUUUGAGUUUCUAGACUAUCAUAAGUAUUUCCAUUAUCUAAAGGAGAAAAAUCUGAAUAUCAGGGAAAAAACAGGCUGUUUAUACCUUAGGAUUUCAGCAUUUUUAAGUAAAAUUUACAGAAUAAAUAAUAAAGGGCUAUUUAAUGCCUUUUUGGUAACUGGUUCUGCAUGAUUUAAGAAAUUCAUAAAAGUGCUAUGCUAAUAAUUGAACGCUGAACAUUUUCAGCACUUUUCUGUAAUCAUGAAAAGCCCACCACUCUUUAAGCUUUCCUGUAUAAGCACUGCAUGAGUUGUGCUACUUCAUUCAUUCAGUUUCUACAAGCAAGUAAAAGAUUAAAUUACAUGUAGGGAUGAUACAAUUCAGAUUCGACCAGUCUAGAUGUUUUAGAUGUUCAGAGACCCAUUCAAUGUUGGUCCAGAAGCCAAAACACUGAAUCUAACAGGCAACUAAGUGGGUUCAACGUAUACUUCCAUGUUUUUUAAAGGUGGAAAGAUUUCUAUAUAUCCAGCAUUAUUUCUUUCUUAAAAGUGGAAAAAAGGUGAAGUUGCCACCUUUCUGCCAAUCGGUUGCCAGGUGUGGGACGGGCUAUGUUGCAUUUCUUCCUAAAAUAAUUGUAGCAGGUUCUUUUCACAGCAUUUUGGGCCCUCUGCCCUCCAACAUCAGGGUCCUGUGGUUCCUAACCUGGGCAGAAAAAAAAACACAAGCUUAUUUAAAGCAGAUGAUGUCACAGUUAAGUCAACAACAAUCGGGUCUUGAAAUCUUUUGCAGAAUUCAAAGUAACAUUUGUAUUUAUAAAGUGCACUAAUGGGGAAAAUAAUAAAAUAAAAAAAACUGUAUUCUUAGUUGAUACAAUUUGUGUUGCUGCUCUACCAUUUUUUAAAAUUGACUUUCCGAAACAUGCAUGCCCAAAUGAUAGUUGGGGGUAAAAAGAACCUACAACCAGUAUCUCAGAUUGGGAAUUGAAUGUUUUUCACAUAUUUUGAUUUAAAGCAGUGCAAACUUGAUCCAGAAUCCCAAAACACAUUGAGCAAGUCUUUCCCCCUCUUUAAAAUCUACCAACUAGUUAGUUCUCCUGUCAAAAAUGUCUUUUUUUUGUUUGUUUGUUUUUUUGUGAUUAGAAAAAUAUAGCCAAACCACCAAAUUAGUCUUUCAAUGAAUGAUAGAAGAAACCGUCUUUAAGGCAGUGAGCAGCAACAGAUAUAGGCCUUAUGUGUCAGAGAUUAUGAAAAAGAGUUGAUCAAAGACGACCCAGAAGCCAAAAAAGCUGUGAAAUAACUCCUCUGCAAAAUUGGAAGCCAACCUCAAUGUUGUAGAAUUUAACGAUUUGUGAAAUAUAGAGAUAAUAUAAGCUUAAAAAUAUGGACAGUAGUAAUAAUAAGCAAAUGAGAAUCGUUGCCAGUAGGAACCUUGUGUAUAUUAACAGUAACAAAGCAACCAAAAUGCUUUUAAAGUUUUCGGUAAAAGACGAAUGCUUUCUGUUGAGCUCUGCCUUCUCGUUUGCUCUGAAAAGAGGAGCGAGCGCUGAGGCUUUGCGUAGCGUAGACCCCUGGGUACGCUGGCCCCGCCCCACGGUCUACGGUAAAAAAAAUCAGUAUUUGGGCCGACUGUAACAACUAACUCAGGAAUAAAUGCUGUUGAAACGUGGAGCGGACUCUUUAGCACAGACAGCAGCUCACCUGUGUACAGCCAAAAGUAACUGCUUCUUAGUCACAGACUUGCACAUUUUGUUUUUGUAUCAUUUCUCCAGUGUUCGCAGGAGCAGGAACAGCAGCUUUUUACUUCCAGGUACUCUGAAUUUAAAGGAUAUAGUCACACAAACAGCUUGUAGGUACAUUAACUUGAGGCUCUCCCAGUAUAUGAAGAAUGUUUUUGGUGUUUUUAUAUUAUUUUCUGAUUGGGGGGUUGCCAAGUGGCCCCAGUUUGUCUUCACCUCUUCCGGCUGAUGCUGUGUGUUGACUGGAAGCUCUCUCUGCGCUGUCUCUAGUUCUGUUUCAUGUUUAUUUCCUAGUUGCCUUGAGAAACUUCUUGAAUGAUGAUGGACUGGGGUGGUCCGCAAUCCUCAAUACUGUACCGAUGUUUCAAGAAGGCAUUUGAUUAUGUAUUAUUAAUUAAUCUUUAUUUUUGCACAGCAUACCGAUUUGUGCUUUGAUACUGUCACUCUAAAGAACAGCUCAUUGUAUACAUUUAAAGAAAGUCAUUUUUGCAUUCCUGUGCAUUUUGUCCCAAAGGUUUUGUUUACUUGUUUGUUUUUCUUGACUUGUGCCAUAUGUUUAGAGAGAGAAAGAGAGAGAUCACCGACGUCCUUACUUUUGUUUUGUUUUUUUAAAAAAGGCCUUGAUAUUCGAGGAGUGUUUGUGGGUCUCAAUCUGUACCUGUUGGUCUUUGAAGGCAACAUAGUGCAGUAAUGCUUGCAUCGAUCUGUCCUCUGCCUCUUCAGCCGCAUCUAGCCUCAUCCCUCAAAUGCUUCAGUGUCUUUUUUUCUCACUUUUUCCAGAUCAGUUCUCAACCUCUGGAUGCCCCAGAUGCUCAGUGCUGUGCAAUUUCAAUAUUCAACCAGGAGAGGGGGCUGUCGUUCUAAUUUCCUCCCCCUAAACCUCAGUAAAAGAAAGGCAUUCAUUAUUUUUUUUAAUGGUUUUUAAAGCUCAUAUCAAUUUGAAAAUAGGCACAUUGCUGUUAAUAAAAGGUUAAGCAAC
Molecule: messenger RNA, 7948 nt
Organism: Poeciliopsis prolifica (blackstripe livebearer)
Lineage: Eukaryota; Metazoa; Chordata; Actinopteri; Cyprinodontiformes; Poeciliidae
Gene: cbl
Product: Cbl proto-oncogene, E3 ubiquitin protein ligase
Exons: 16
Coding region: 750-3611 (953 amino acids)
Biological process (GO): negative regulation of epidermal growth factor-activated receptor activity; cell surface receptor signaling pathway
Cellular component (GO): plasma membrane; membrane raft
Molecular function (GO): calcium ion binding; phosphotyrosine residue binding; SH3 domain binding
Source: RefSeq, a predicted model, not a curated record